[Candida] anglica is the source of this 3960-nucleotide messenger RNA. NCBI's taxonomy places the organism in Eukaryota, Fungi, Ascomycota, Pichiomycetes, Serinales, Debaryomycetaceae. The record is from the annotation of a GenBank genome assembly.
AUGUCCCAUAACAACGGCUACUAUGGAGGGAACUCUGGCCGCUAUGGUGGGUACGGUUCUGGAAAUAAGAGAUCAGGUGGCUAUUCUUCUGGUGGCUCGUCUUACCGCUCGGAUGGUAGCGCCAAUAAUGGGAACAAUGGAGAAGGUUCCUCACAGUCCAACCCUAACGGCUCCAAUUCAUCACUGAAUUCAUCAGGAAGACGUUCAUAUGGAGGAGGUAGAGAUCGUGAUUACUACAGCGGUUACCGUAACAAUGGCAGUGGAAAUGGAGGCGGUGGAAAUAAUUCUAAUAGUGGAGGAUCAGGAGGUGGAUAUGGUAGAUAUGACCAAUAUUCGCAAGGUGGUGGAUUCAAGCCUUAUAAGUCACACGGUAAAAGCUCAUACAUACCCGGAGGGUCUGGGAACUCCAAUAAUGGUGGGGGCAGUAGUAGUGGCGGUGGGAAUGGAAGUCGUAGGCGGAAUUAUGAUAGAUACGACUCAUAUCCUGGCACAUCGAAUUCAAAUAAUAAUACCAACAAUUUCAAUAAUAGUGGUAACUCUGCUAAUAAUAAUAGUAAUAUUGGUGGGCCCUCAAUCAGACAGAAUAUGCUGCGACACAGUAACUUCCACAAGACUUCCACAGGUAGUCAGAGUGAAUAUAGGCGAAAUCUGCCUGUAGAAGGAGGUAACGAUUUUAGAAGAAGAUCAUAUAAUGGAGAACCACUGAGAGCACAUGCUAAUGGUUCUAAUUCCAACUCUAAUUCCAGUUCAAACUCUAAAAAACUGUCACCAGCACCAGUGAUUUCUGACCCUAAACUUUUACAUCUCUUUGACGACGAAUAUGUACCCCCAGAAUCGAAGAAAAUUGAAACGAAAGAAUCGGGAAAAGGAGAAGAGUCUAAGAAGGAGAUGAAAUCUGAAACUAAUAAAACUAAUAAAGCUGAAGCUAAGCCCAGAGAAGAAGAGACUACGGACUCCAGUGAACUUAAAAAAGAACAAGCCAUAGCUGAAGAACCUAAGGUCAAGCCAUUAGAUAGUCAUCAACAAAAAUCGACCGAAGAACUGAAGUUUCAAAAAGAGGCAAAGGAGGAUUCGCAUGAUGUUUCCGCAACCAGACCCAAAACUACAGAUACAAAAACUAAUAAUAAGCCAUUACCCUUAGAGAAUAAUGCAUCUGCAAAACUGACCACUUCCGAGGAAGUGCAGAGGGUUGAAGAGCAAAAAGUUGAAGUGCAAAAAGUUGAAGAGCCAAAGGUUGAAGAGCCAAAGGUUGAAGAGUCAAAGGCUGAAGAGUCAAAGGUUGAAGAGUCAAAGAUUGAAGAGUCAAAGGUUGAAGAUGAACCUAAUGUGUCCAAAAGUGACAGCCGAAAGCUUGAUAAACAAAUUGAAAUUGAUGAUAAUGCGUACUCUGUGGCAAAUUCUUCUAUGCUCUCACCAGUUGGAGAUGGCGAUCAUUUAGAUGAUCCAUUCUUCAAUCAAUUAGGAACGAUAACAGAAUCUAAAGAAUCCACGAAUAAUAUAUCAAAGGAUAAGAUAUUGAGCGAUGAUGAUAUGGAGAAUGUUUCUGAAGCGGAAACAAUUAUCACCAAUUCCCCACCUCGAGUAAAUAAAGCCAGAAGAUUGGUAAGAAAACUGGAAUUUGAUCGAGAAAGAGAAGAUUUACUUCACCGUAAGAAGACUCGUCGCUAUGCUUCUGAAUCAGAACAUGAUGAUGACGACGAAGAUGAUCAUAAAUCAGUGAAUACUGAUGAUGCAGACGAUCUGCAAGCAGAGGGAGAUUUUAAAUCGAAGGGCCGCGAAUAUGGCUCCUCUUCUAAGGAUAUUGUUCGCCCAUACAAAAUGAAACGUGACUCUACUGGUAGAUCGCUUCUUCAAAGAGCAUGUGGCAAGGGAAGUUUAUCUGAAGUCAAGAAUUAUAUUGAAAGAGGCGCAGACCCCAAUGAAAGUGAUUAUUGUGGAUUUACUUGUUUACACGAAGCUGCGUUAGAGGGCCAUUCUAAAUUAGUUGAAUACUUGAUCAGCAAAGGAGCUGAUGUUAACAAGCAAGCGCAACAAGCGGGUGAUCUUGAAACUCCUUUGAUUGAUGCGGCUGAAAAUAAACACUUGGAAACUGUUAAAGUAUUGAUUGCGAAUGGCGCUGACCCACGCGUAUAUAAUUUAGACGGGUUCACUGCAUUGACAAAGAUAUAUAACGAACACGAUGGAGAAGAUGGAUACCAAGAGAUUAUUAAGGUAUUAGAGGAAGCAAAUUCCAAAUUUGCCGACAAGGAAGAGAAGCUGCAAAAUCCAUCUUCUGUGCUGGCUAUAUCAACACAUAGUAUUGUAGAAGAUCCUAAUGAUGUUUACUUUAGUGAACUUCUUAAGAAAAAGAAUCUUGCAAAUUCCAUUUACAAAUAUGCCGCCGAGGGCCUUAAAGAGUUUACAGCAAAUUACUUUGUUGAAGGAGGAAGUCUUGAUCAUAAACCUGAUAUUUUGAUUUUAGCUGCUAGAAACGGUCAUAUCGAGUUGGUUGAUAUCAUUCUUGGACUCAACCCAGGUCCAUACGACAUAAACCAAGAGAACAGUUGCGGAAUAACCGCGUUGGUUGCAACAGUUGGUAGGGGUCACUCUAAUGUUGUCGAAUCAUUACUCUCUAAGGGAGCUGAUCCUUCAAAGGUACGUAAGCAGGAUGGGUUGAAUUGUUUGGAAAUUGCUCAAAGGGCUAUACAUUAUGAUGCUAAGGAAGUUAAGUUACUUCAAGAUUAUAUGAAGAAGACGUCAAACGAUUCAACACAACUUCCUGACACCAAAAUGCGCAAAGAUAGCACUCCUAAGGUUAAAAAUGAUAACCCUAGCGAUUCAAUAAAGAAAAGAAAAAUUGAUGAUGAUAAUUCGGAAAGAAAAUUGAAAAAGGUGAAAUCAAGAGAUUUCGAGAAGGAAAGUAGUGCUGUAUUCACAAAGGAGAAGACACCUGAACCAUCAGAUGAUUUGAAACGCUUACAAUCCAGAGAACUCACACUUUCACCUAAAACGGAAGAACCAUCAAAAAGUAAGGUGGAAUCUCUUACGAAAUCACCAUCUCCAGCACCAGUAUUAAUUCCUUUGACGAAAGAACAAGAGGAACAAAAGGCUAGAAGUGUAGAGGAAACUAGACAAUGGCAAGAAAAAGUUGAAGCGAAGAAACGUGCAAGACGAGACAUGUUUUUACGUGCCGAAAAAGAAAAGGAAAGAAAACGUAAAGAAGAUGAAGAACGUAGAGCUUUGGAAGAAAAAGAAUCGCUUCGUUUGAGAAAAGAAGAAGAAGAAAAGAGAGCUAUUGAAGAGGUUGCUAAAGCCAAAGAACUCAAUCAAAAACGUCAAGUCUUGGAAAGGGAAAUGAUUAGAAAUAGUUAUCCCAUCGGAUUACAAACAGCUAAAUUCGGACUGGAACUUACAACUCAAGAGCUUGGACAAUAUUGUCCACUUUAUACAUUUGCAAUCGAUGGACAUGAUUAUGUUGUAGAUUUACAAAUCGCUCUUUUAACUGGUUCUAGUGUUUCCUCAUAUACCGACAAGUUAGCAUCAGAAUAUGUUAAACCAUUAGGAGAAUUCCAUAAAUCAAAACUUUGGAAUUUAUUCUAUCCAAUGAUUGGUAUUGAUAGGGAACAUCCAUUUUCCUUUUGUUCUAAAAGUGCACAAGAGGGACAUGAAAAAUUCAAAAAUCUUCUAUUGCAAUAUAUUCGCCUUGAUCAAUUAGAACCAAGAAUUCGUCAAGAAUUCCCACAAACAUUUGAAGUAAUUUGGAAUGAACAAUAUAAAACACCGGUUGAUAUUGAAACUCUUCUGGUAUUUUCUGAUAUUCCAAUUGCAACUACACCAAGUAUUCAAAAUUCAAAUUCUGAGGUUCCUGAGAUAAUUUUUAAUCCUAGUACACUCUUGGAAUCUAAGUUUGUCCCACCAAGGCUCAGAAGAAGAGCAGAUGUGUUGAAGACACUUCAAAAUACUUCAACUCCACUUUGGUAA